AUGCCCCCAUACCAGAAUACGGUGUAUAUGCAUAUAACAAUAGUGGGCACCACACAAAACAACAGCAAGGGCAUGCUGCGUAGGCGGGGUGCGAUUUUGAACGGCAUCCUUGUGUCCCUUAGUUUCUAUAGACAUGGAGUAUGGGGAAGUAUGUGGGAGCGCAGAGAAGCAGGAGGAGGAUGGACCACAGAAGGUCCAGUUUAUCAAAAUUAUCAGAAAUCAGCAUAUGGUGCCCUAGGCGCUGUAAAAAGCAAAUCGGUAUGCCACACGUUUUUAUCCCUACAGACAGACUGCAGUCACAGUGAUUCACACUGA
Messenger RNA from Trypanosoma theileri, 315 nucleotides. RefSeq lists its product as uncharacterized. The record is from RefSeq and is a predicted model, not a curated record. The transcript has a single exon. Lineage: Eukaryota; Euglenozoa; Kinetoplastea; Trypanosomatida; Trypanosomatidae. Bases 1 to 315 code for a protein of 104 amino acids.